CCUCCUUCGGUUCUCGGUGAGCUUGGCCACAAGCAAGCGUUCACCUUCCCUGUCUGCCUGGAAUCCAUUCAUUGUCCCUCACAUCCUAUAGCUAUAGCCCUGCUACCAUGGACUACGACGCAUAUGACGCUUUGCUCCACCACAUUUUCAAGCAGACUCAAGGCGAUGCCUGGUUCAAGCCCUCGGAGGAGAACGUGCACGCGGGUGUCUGUCUGCGUGUAGACGCCAGACGCUUCCGUGUCUUCCCUUACGAGAACCACUACCUCGAGCCAUUCGAGGCUGCCAUAAGACAACUCAACCCGGUAGUGGCUGUCAAGAUUCGCAGUGCUGCCAUCCAUGCGGCGCUCAACACGGUUAAGGAUGAUGCGGAUGCCAUCUUCAUUGAUGUUGAUAACCGGAUCCAGGUCCUCGAGACCAUGGCACUCCUACCCCGGGCAGACAAGGAGCAGUGUGCUGCGUUCAUUCGCGACGAGGGCGUUCUGGUCGUCUGGUCAUACGCGCUCGAGACCAUCAUCCCCACAUGCCGCGACUUCGAGGAGAAGCUCAUCCACCUCGUCUGGAAGCAUCGAAAUGCAUUCGGCUCACUGGCAUCGUCGAUCGCGCCGUCGACCUAUGCCUCCGACUCGGACGUCAACCUGACCGAGAAGACCCAACAGGCGCCCGUCGUCACCGAGAAGGAGGUCGCCGAGCUCGCGCAGAAGAAAGAACCGAAGCCGAAGAAACGCAACUGCGGCAUCUUCAGCUACUGGGUCUCGGCGAAGGAGGACAUGGACUCGGAGAAGACCGCGAGCAACAGGCCAAUACGGCUGUUUGCGCCAGUGUAUGGUGGUCUGGCUGCCGCUCUGUCGAUCUUCUUCAUCGCUAGCGGUAUCAACACCAUGAUAGAGGAAUCGGUAUUGGACGACACGUACGUUCGGUGGGCUCUCUGCGUGACGAUCCCGUUCUUGUUCUGCGUUUCUCUGUUCUUCUCUGGGCAGAUUAUCACGAACAUCUCUUUCAUCCUCGGACCCGUUGCACAGUUCCAUGAGAACUCGAAGUACUACUCUGCCAUCCCCCCUGCACCCAACAAGCUCGUGGACUCGAAUUUGCCGCACAUCACGGUCGAGAUGCCGGUCUACAAGGAGAGUCUGAAGGAGACAAUCGCGCCAUCGGUGUAUUCUUUGAAGAAGGCGAUACAGACGUAUGCUCGACAAGGCGGCACCUCCUCCAUUUUCGUCCACGACGACGGUCUCCAGCUUAUCGGCGAGGAAGAGCGGCAGGCGCGUAUCGCCUUCUACGCGGACCACAAUAUCGGCUGGGUUGCCCGCCCGCCGCACGACAACUCUCCCGGUGGCUUUCAGCGCGCUGGCCGGUUCAAGAAGGCCUCCAACAUGAACUAUGGCCUCGCGCUCUCGCUCAAAUUGGAGAAGCACCUCCUCGCACUCGAGGCCGAUGCCGCCGCACGGGGCACGUACCACGUCGAAGGCGAAGAGUCGCUCGAAGACCAGGCGAUGAACAUGGCGGUCGAGGAGAUCUACGAGGAGAGCGGUAAGCGCUGGCGGCCGUGGGCGUGCAACGGGCGGUCGCUGCGCGUUGGCGACAUCAUCCUCAUCGUGGACUCGGACACGAUCGUGCCCGAGGACUGCUUCCGCGACGCGGCGCGCGAGCUGUACGAGUGCCCUGAGGUCGCGAUCAUCCAGCACGAGUCGGACGUCAUGCAGGUCGCGCACCACUACUUCGAGAAUGGCAUCGCGCACUUCACGCGCAGGAUCAACAAGUGUAUCUCGAUGGCCUGUGCGAACGGCGAGGUCGCGCCAUUCGUGGGACACAACGCGUUCUUGCGCUGGUCGGCACUUCAGGAUGCGGCGUUCGUCGAUGUGGACGAUGGCGUGAAGAAGAUCUGGUCAGAGUCGAACGUGUCAGAGGACUUCGAUAUGGCGUUGCGCUUGCAGCUUAAAGGGUACAUCAUCCGGUGGUCGACAUACUCGGAUCACGGGUUCAAGGAAGGUGUCUCGUUGACAUGCGACGAUGAGCUCAACCGGUGGCAGAAGUACUCGUAUGGUUGCAAUGAGUUGAUCUUCAACCCCCUCAUUCACUGGUGGCGCUUGGGGCCGAUUACGAAACAGCUGCGCAUCUUCAUUUGGUCCGCCGCCCCGAUGCACUACAAGAUCAGCAUGUUGUCGUAUAUGUUUUCGUACUAUGGUCUCGCCGCCGCCGCUAUCCUGUCGAUACUGAACUAUCUCCUGCUCGGGUGGAACCUGACGGUCGAUGGCUUCUACUUGCACAGCUUCGAGGUCUGGCUGGCAUGCACUGUGGUCUUCCCGGGCGCGGGUAAUGUUGGCUUCACACUUCUUGAAUACCGACUCGGCCAACGCAGCAUCUUCGACUCCCUCAUUGAGAACCUCACCUGGGUACCCUUCUUUUUCUUCUUUUUCGGCGGCCUUUCUAUACACCUCUCGCAGGCGCUCCUCGCGCAUCUGUUCUCCUACAACAUCACCUGGGGCGCGACCAAGAAGGAAGUCGAGCGUUCCAACUUCUGGCUCGAGGUUCCCAAGAUCCUCAAGCGCUUCUGGCUCGCGCUCAUCAUCUGCAUCGCCAUCGUCGCGGUCAUGAUUAUCUUCAGCACGACCGCCGUGCCCUCGGGCUGGCAGAUCUACAGCUGGGACUGGGCCGUCAUCCUCCCUCUCGCGAUCACCGUCGGCUGCCACCUUCUCUACCCGAUCGUACUCAAUCCGUGGUUCAUGAUCUUUUCGUACUAGGCUGCUGUGAGAUUGAACAGUGACUUUCUCGUCUUUACUCGGGUGAUGCGGACUCAUACAUGUAUCUCGCACAAGUCUAUAGACCACGGUGGUCGUAACUUACAGGACUAUCUGGAGCCAGUGGUAUCUCUGUACUAUCCUGUGUUCAUAUGUUUUCCUCACACUCCUUCCCGGUGUACAUCAGUAUUACUCGUCGGUCUCUAUCUUUCCCUGGGUUACG
Rhodofomes roseus is the source of this 2958-nucleotide messenger RNA. Its product is annotated as glycosyl transferase family group 2-domain-containing protein. The coding region runs from base 108 to 2738 and encodes 876 amino acids. The transcript is spliced from 10 exons. Lineage: Eukaryota; Fungi; Basidiomycota; Agaricomycetes; Polyporales; Fomitopsidaceae. The record is from RefSeq and is a predicted model, not a curated record.